AUGGACGAGCUGACACCACUAGAUACGCCCUCAGAGAGCCAAGCUGGAUAUGGAGAUGCGACCAAUCUAUUCCAGGUCAUCGACCGGGACAAAGUAAAUGGCCUCAAUCUAACUGUUCCAGAAGACGCAAAGGAACUCAUCAAACCGUGGGAUAAACGCGAGACGACGGACAAGUUUGUAGAUUCUGGCGUAGACGAUCAAAUUAUCAUCAACGUACCGUUUACUUCAAACGUCCGCGUGCGCUCUGUCCUACUAAAAGUCGGCCACGGAGAGUUUUCUCCACAGCGACUACGGAUAUACGUGAAUCGACCUUCGGGAGUGGGCUUUGACGAGGCCGAGUCGCUCAAGCCGCACCUGGAUAUCGCACUUUUGCAAGGACAAGACUCAGUUACCGAGUAUCCUCUACGAGUUGCCGCCUUUUCCAACGUCUUUUCGCUCAGCCUCUUCUUUAGCGAAGCAGAUGGAGAUGAAGUGACACGGAUAUACUAUAUUGGGUUCAAGGGCGAUGCACGCCAGCAUUCCAAGGAUUCGAAUACGAGGAUGGAGGUUCCAGCAGAGAAUGCAGCUGAUGCCGCCCUCACGGACGCUGUCAGUGAAAAGACGAAUCCCCAGCUUCGCAUCCGCUAA
Serendipita indica DSM 11827 is the source of this 627-nucleotide messenger RNA. NCBI's taxonomy places the organism in Eukaryota, Fungi, Basidiomycota, Agaricomycetes, Sebacinales, Serendipitaceae. The record is from the annotation of a GenBank genome assembly.